This is a messenger RNA of Megalopta genalis, 2711 nucleotides long. RefSeq names its product PIH1 domain-containing protein Nop17-like (gene Nop17l). The record is from RefSeq and is a predicted model, not a curated record. Lineage: Eukaryota; Metazoa; Arthropoda; Insecta; Hymenoptera; Halictidae. Gene Ontology annotation, cellular component: cytoplasm. Gene Ontology annotation, biological process: axonemal dynein complex assembly.
AGAAGAGCUUCGCGAUCUUUCUACCUAUAAGCUAUCAGUUUAUUUGUAAACACGCGACAUCAUUUCGUAAGAUGGACGCGUACGAAACACGUAGAAAAGACUGGGAAGACUUGGAGGUGACCAAGGAAGAGCUGAACACGUUGACCGAGUGCCUGAAGAAGGAGGAGUUCCGGAAAUUGCUGAUCGAGUACGCCGAGGAGGUGACCGACCCGGAAAAUAGGAAGCUCUACGAGAAGGAGAUCACGCAGUUGGAGAAGGAGCGGGGCGUCGACGUUACGUUCGUUAACCCGGAGCCCGGUUACGUCAUUAAAACCAGCGUGAACGGCAACAGGAAAUGUUUCCUGAACAUCGGCAAGAGUGACAUCGUGGCACGGCCGAGCAGCCAGCCUUCUUACGAGCAAGGUCACCGGGGCCUGCAAUGGUCCAUCCCGUACACGCUGAUACCGCCGCGGGACGACCUUGACAAGAAAAAUGUGCGCUGCAUGGUCUUCGACGUGGUCUUCCAUCCCGACACGAUCUAUCUGGCGUCGAAGAACGCGCGGUUCCGCGAGAUCGUCAACAACACGGCCAUGGACGGUGUGGAGAGCAACUUUCAGGUAAAGCUGGACAGAAAGAAUCUCAGAUUUCCAAAAAUGAAUUACAAAGGAGUGUCGCAGCCAUCGGUGAUCAGGAAACCCUCCGAGCAGCCUGCGAAGGAACAGUUGGACCUGGAGCCAGAGAUUUACCAGAAGCUAAUGGCGGACUACGAUCGAAAGAGGGAGCAGCGAGCCAAGAGGUUAGACGAGAAGCCACAGCGCGUGCCUCCACCUACCGUGUACUAUCAAGACAAACCGGAGGCCAACCAAGACUCGAACAAUAACUACGCUACCCCAAAGUUUUCCAUCAAACACCAGUCGGACAUAGAAUUGCAGGACUUUUCUACCAGCAGAGACGCCAAGAUGAAUGCUACGGUGCCUAAGAGGCUCGUCGUCAACGUAGAUCUGCCUUUGCUCAAAACUGCUUCCGAUGCAUCGCUGGAUGUGCAAGAGCAUUUCUUAAGUAUCAAGAGCGAGAAGCCUGCUAAGUAUUUGUUGGACCUUCCGUUGCCCUACCGGGUGGACCCGGACAAUGGAAACGCGAAAUUCGACCCGAAGUACAAGAAGCUGGUUGUUACGUUGCCGGUCAUUCCACCAACGGCGUCUGUGUCCGAUGCCAGAGAAGACAGCGGUGUCGACAGCGAUCACGAGAGCCCCAUACCGCUGUUCGACGCGGAUUCCGUCGACGAUUGUUCGGAGCAGAGCCCGUCGCGCGAUUCCAGCAACGAAUUGGUCGAAAAAUGCGAGACAGUGUUCGCGAGUCCGAAAAUAGAGGAGGGAAGUGAACGUGUGGGGAGUUACGGUGACACUGCAUUACGGACUAGUAACACAGAGACCACAGACGUGUUUACAAACCCUAGCAUUAAGUAUUCACUGCCAGCGUUUACUUGUAAUAUAUACGAUAAUCAAUUAGCCAUCACCGUAAAUGUAAAGAACGUCGAUCCGAAUUCCAUUCGCCAUAGGAUUUUGCAAAAUAACUUAGGUAUACACGUCACGUUAACGUCCGUAGGCGCAGGAUUUUAUCCGCAGCACUAUUCGUUUUGUUUAAAAAUAUACAAGGAUUCUGUGCAGCCUGAGUCCCUCGUUAUCGAACCGUGGGACAACAACAUCGUGUUCACCGUCGCGUUGAAGAAUACGGAAUACCUGGCGAGAUAUUAUGUCGGCAUAGACGAGGAGUUCAUGGAGGAGAAAGAUUUCCCUACUGCCACGACUUUUAAGAAUCAGCUGAAGGAAUUGACGGAGAUGGAUGAUGGCGAUCUGGACAAGGAUCAAACGGUCGAGGUGCAGACGGAGGACGACGGUGUCGUGAUUAGCAUUAGCUCGAAUCAAUGCGAUUCCGACGACGAGGACAACCGGGAGGACAGCAAACAGAGUACAAAGUCUACGCAACGUCGGCAGAGUCGGCGGCACGCCAAGCCAAAAGCUAGAUCUGUUUCAGAGAGCAGCGGGGACGAGUUGUCAAGUAAUAGUCUUUCUAGCGGUGCGGGCACAUUCGCGAAAGGUAUUCUAAAAUCGCGGCGCUCUCACGAAUUUUCGCGUUCAGUAUCGGAGUCGAGCGCCGACGAAAACGGGAUGCCGAUGUCGUCGAUAGAUUGCAAUUACGACUCGGUGCAGGAAUUCAACUCCGAGUCGGACUGUUCCAGUCUAAAGAAGACCGUGCGAUUCAACGACGUUGUGUCCCGGCAAUUAUUCAGAUCGAAUUCCAGUAUUCUCGGCCAGCGUAAGAAGAACCAGCGGAAGUUACGGAACAAGAAACGCGCGCACGAUCGUCGAAUGAGCGAGAGCGAAAACUCGGAGACGGAGGAGAGAGAUAAGUACAAGACGGUCGCGAAGAGCGCCGAGGCCUCCGAGACUAUGAAACCUAUACUUAAUCGAGAGAAACAAUCGGCCCAACCGAAAACUGCCAACAUCGAGAUCAAGAAGGGAGAGAACGAUAAUCGCACCAUGGUGAAACGAAAAGCGAACGUCGACGUGGAGACGUUAAACGAGAUCCACGGCGACAAUUCGACGGGGACCGCGAAGGACACGGUCAAAGCGGAGUUCAAAAACGAUCUAAUAUUCGACUUGGACAUGUAGAUUCUGUCCGCACGUCGAAACCCGCGUAUGUGAUAAUUUUAAUUCAGAGAAAAAAGAAGA